AAAUGGGCAAUUUUAGAACUGGCAAUUGUAGGCCAAGAGCUCCCUCUAGUGGUAAUUAUUUGGUGUUGCACCUUGACGUGUGAGAGGCGCUUCGUGUGAACAAAGGGCUUGACUCGGCUUAGUACCCAUCCUGUUCAGAACCUCCAGACAGUUCUGACAUGAAUCCAUCAUAGGCCUGCUCCUGGAACACAGGGGCAGUAAUGUUUCGUUGUUUUUCAAAGAGGAGAUCUUUGUCCUCUGAUGGCGGAAGCGACGUACUGGUUCUCUCCUGUCUGUGUGUUGCAGGUGAGGUUGCCGUGUGAGUGAAGAUGGAGUACGCUAUGAAAUCUCUCAGCCUCCUUUCCACCAAGUCCCUCUCCAGGUGUGUCUCUGCCAGCGCGUCCAUGACCCAGCAGCUGCUCGCAGGCCCGGCGGCUCGGCCCAGGCCCUUCCGGGUUGCCAGCGCCGACCGCAGUGUGAAGAAAGGCAUCAUGGCAGAUGGGCUGCGGGACCUCCUGGACAAGGUGAGAGAUGCCCUGCACAUGCCCUGCGUGAGCGCGCUGGUGCUGGAUGAGGAUGGGACAGUGGUGGACACAGAGGAAUUCUUCCAGACUCUAGAUGACAACACCGUGUUCAUGGCCCUGGAUAAGGGGGAGAAGUGGACACCUGCACAGAGUGGUCACACCCGGCUGCAGCUCUCAGACCGCCCCAAGCGCAGGAAAGAUGUGGCGCGUAUCACCUUUGACCUCUACAAGUCAAACCCACGCGAUUUCAUUGGCUGCCUGAACGUGAAGGCCACUCUGUAUGGGAUGUACUCGAUCUCCUAUGACCUGCGCUGCCAUGGGGCCAAGAAGAUGUUGAAAGAGGCCCUCAGAUGGACGCUCUUCGUCAUGCAGGCCACAGGACAUGUCCUGCUGGGCACCUCUUGUUACAUGCAGCAGCUACUGGAUGAGGAGGAAAUAGAGGCUGUAUCUAAGGAGCCUGUUGCCCCGCCCAAGCAUGUGCAGACCAUCCAAUGGAGGAAGACAGGGGUGUGACCUCAGAGGAGUGCGCAGACAUACACAUGGGAUUGAAUGCAGUGACUUGGGGGUGGAGCUCCGUUGAGGAAUCCUGUUACCAGGCAACACAAUGCAGCUCUGUCCUGAUGAAGGAUGAUGUCACAGACUUGCUGUUGGGAACCUGGGGCUUGUGUUUCAGUACCAGACUAGCUUCAUACUUCAAUGCUGUGUAUUUAUUUCUGCCUUCCUUGUCUGUAGUGUGUAGGGUGUUUUUGCAUGAAUGUGCAGUUUGGGGCAGAGAUAGUGUAGAAGGUGUGUGUUUGGGGGGUGUUUAACAGAAUUAGGAAUUUUGACAAAUUCCUGGUACCAUUUAUUUGCUUGUUGUAUUCAGAAAUUGAGCCUCAAGCUUAAUUUCAUAUACAUAGAUUUUUGUCUCUAGUAUAUUUUAUUUGGUGGUAUCUGUUUAUGAAUUAAGAUGUUGCACCUGCAGCAGUGCUGUUUAAUUAAUGAAGAAAACGUCCAGCUGUAUAUAUAUUUAUAUUAAUCUGAUUGUUCUCAGAACUCACUGCAUGGCAUCUGUAGCUGUCCUCAGCUGGCGAUUUACACUCUUUCACAAGAAAGCUCUUUCCUGCCUCUGUACUGUGUGGGUUUGUGUCCUGGCAGCUGAUUUAUGUCUUUCCAAAAUGUGGGCUACUCUGCAGAUGUGAGACUUAUGUUUUAUCACUUUGGUCUUAAUAGUUCUGAGGACAGCAGUUUAAACUCCCAUUGCCCAGCAGUUGGAGCUGCUCCAGGUUUUGCUCCUUGUGGUUUCCUUUGCCAAAGAGUGUUUCAUGCUUGAUCUAAUGAUAAAACGAAAAUAAUAAAAUAGAAAUAUGGAUUACUUUGUAAUACGUAGAGGGUAAUUCCACUGUAAAAAGACAGUAAAAACAGUGUUAUACAUGAAUAAAGCUCCACAGCAGGAAUUUAUCUUUCUGCUUUUCAGUGUGGAAAGCUGUGAACCCUCUACUUGUUCCUUUGCUGCCAACCCUCCCCACUCGAAUACCUUCUCUGUCAUUACAGUGUGUCCAGCUGCACGCAGCCAGGGGACAGAGCACUGUCUGAGCUUCAGCUGGGGAGCAGCCUGCCUGUGAUUGCUUUGCGGAUGCAGCCCUGUGCCUUUAGGGGGUUCGGUCUGUUCUCCUUUUCCAGUGUCUGGUGGUGGUUUUCACUGCGAUGUGUCGCUCAGCGCUCACUCACAGUCACAGCAGAGCUUCCCAGUCCAACACGCACCCUCACAUCCGUUUCUUCCCCACAUCAUGGAGAUGCACAGAGCGCUCGUGGUCUUGCAGGGAGUCCGCAGUGCCACACAGCAGCUGGAGUAGCGAGGGGAGAAGAAAGGGGGGCACAUUUAAAGACUGCAGUUCAGAGCUUGUAGUUUUCAUUUUUACAUGGAAAACAAAUGAAGAUCCUUUAUCCUGUUUAUGACUUUUAUUUAUGUUUUUUAUAACGAUUACGGUCAGUGGAGCCCUUCUGCAUUUAAGCUAAACUGCUCUGCUUGAGAGGAUCCGAGCAUCAUGCAGGUUCUGAAGGAGCUAACACUUUCGCACAGAAAGAGACUUUGAAUUGUGAUGGUCAUACACCUGCUGUGGUGGCAUGAAAUGGGACAGUUCCACUGUGUUGUUGAUGAAGCAGUCUGACACGGAAGGGCUCUAGUGGUGCAGGGCUGCUGUGCAAAGUCUUAGAGAGCCCUGUCCUCCAGUCUGCACAUAAAGCUGCUCAAUGAGGGCAGGAGAGUUUGCAUUCCUACUGUUGGGGUAUCUAGGACAAGGAUAGGGCUCAUGUCAAAGUGUAAAAACUUUUAUCCUGCCCUGGUGUGUGUCACUGAUCUGCCUGAUGUUUCUUUUGGCCCGGUAGUGGAGUAUGUUGGGCUUCAGUCUCUGUGUUGCAGUUGGUGGUUGCGUGUGUGGAGGGCUGGGACUGGAAGGCAUUGCAAGAGCAGCCUCCUCAACAGGAAUCCUAAUGCAUAAGCUAACCAGAAGUUUUGUCAGUAGGAUAAAUAUAAAAAAAUAACUGUUUAUAGAUAAGCAAUGGGUGUUUUAAGUAUAGUUGUGCGAGAUGAGCUGAAUUGCAGAAUGUGGAAAGCAUGAUAUACACCUGAUCUGUCUCAGGCAGACCAUGAUUUAAUAAAUGGUCAAUCCAUUAAUGAAAAUAUAAUGAAUAUGCGAGCUGGAGAGUAGAGAAGCUCUAUUCCUCUUCCCUGGAGAGCACAGCACUGCAGGCUGUAUAGGGUCCUGAAACUCCUCUGAAUCCAGUAUAAAAGCGUUAGGUUGAUAAAUGAUUUAGUUCAGUGGUUAAAGGUCUAAAAGGCAACAUUUAUACAAGCUUAAAUUUAUAAAUAUAUUGGCAACUCAAUGCUGAAGCAUGCUUUCAGAUUUAUAAUGUAAAAAUGUACAUCUCUCAUGGACUUUUUGCAUAAUGGCUCACAAUACAGUGAUCAGGAUGUCACUAACUCUGGUGUCCAGCAGCUUAAAUUCCUGCAUUUGCAGAGCAAAUCUCCUGUCCUCUAUCAGUUGCCUGCAGGAGUCCAAGGUCUGGCGUCUGUGAUAUAAUCUGGCUAAUGCUGAAAGCCAUGUUGCAGCACUCUUUGAGGCAUGCAUAUGUUCGUAUGUACAGAUGGGGAAACCCCACGCCUCAGGGCGUGGAACAGUCUUCUAUUUACUGCCUUAAUGCCAGAGAUCGUUUAAUGUUCCUUUGUGCACGUGAUAGCUUUAAUGGAUACCAGGAAGCCCGAUGCCCUGUGCUGGCAGUACUGUCAUAGCUUUAGAGGUGUGGGUGUCAGCCUGUGUUGGGCAGGGGACCCAGAGUGUCUGCUCUCUGAAUGAGCUGCUCCUCUUUUAUUUAAUGUCUUUCUCACUCCUUUAGUUGUGUUAUAGCUACAGUAUGCCUGUAAACCUUAAAGUAAAAUUAUAAUGUCCUGUUACAAUUUGUACUGCAAUAAAAAUACAUGUAAAUUCAA
Lepisosteus oculatus (spotted gar) is the source of this 3972-nucleotide messenger RNA. It is a transcript of the gene cidec, whose product is annotated as cell death inducing DFFA like effector c. NCBI's taxonomy places the organism in Eukaryota, Metazoa, Chordata, Actinopteri, Semionotiformes, Lepisosteidae. Gene Ontology annotation, biological process: regulation of apoptotic process; apoptotic process. The record is from RefSeq and is a predicted model, not a curated record.